Molecule: messenger RNA, 722 nt
Organism: Mollisia scopiformis
Lineage: Eukaryota; Fungi; Ascomycota; Leotiomycetes; Helotiales; Mollisiaceae
Exons: 1
Coding region: 23-421 (132 amino acids)
Source: RefSeq, a predicted model, not a curated record
CUCCCAACUGCAAAGUGUGUUGAUGGUCAGCACAGGAGAUGAUUCGCAAUUGAGUGCUCCGAUAACCUUUGAAUCAAUCAGAGAGAGGAUUCUUCAACCCAGAAGAAACGAUUGCCCAUUGAAGGGCAUUGAAGCCGUCCGAGUCUCCCUUGCCACAGCCGUUGAAUUUAUCACAAACUUACAAAGAAGAGAAGAUGCAGCAUCGCCGAGCAUUGAGCCUCGCAUCUUGGACACCUCUCUCAAUCCGGACGAUCAUGAUGCACCGAGCGCAGAACUGUGGGCAGACCAUGUUUUGAAGCAUGCUGAUGAUGUUAAGAACCGAUAUACAGUCGAGGCAGCUCUGGAUAGAGUCUUGAGGGCAAGGGUAGGAGAUCAUUCUAGGAAGCUUGCAGCCCAUCCUUUCAACAGAACGUGGAAAUAGAGUGCAAUCAGACUGUUUCUGGAUCUGAGCAAUCUCCUCAGUCUAUCAUCUUAAUCAUCGCAUAUCACUCACAGCGGUGCGGGAGACCUUGGUCAAAGAUAAUCGCGAAGCUAGAGGCUCAAUGCACCACCAAGCAAGGGAUAACGCACGGAACAACGCGCUAACUGGUCAAGAAGCGUACACUCUUCUCAAAGCAUAGCUAUCAGCCGUCAUUGGUGGAGACUUCGAAAGAAUAGUACUGGUGUAGGGUGAGACAAUUGAAGAUGUCUUCGUUAUGGACUCAAGAAUUGGAGACGCGGGU